AUGUCUUGUAGGGAGUACACAAUCACGUUGCAGGACGUUGCAGUGCAGUUGUGGUUGUUAAUGGAUGGGGAGCCUCUGACAAGAUCACUAAAGUAUAACUGGAAGGUUAUCUACGAGGAUUUCUUGGGAGUUGUACCACCUGACAUGAAAGGUCAGUGGUUGAGUCUUCCAUGGUUGGCAGAACAGUUUGAAGAAUUUUCACCAGAUGCUGACGUUGUGAGUGUUCAGAGAUACGCUCGUGCAUACAUCAUGCAAUUGAUUGGGGGCUUUCUUUUUGUUGAUAAAUCAAACACCCUGGUCCAUUGUAUGUUUCUCCAAUUCAUAUUUGAUUUUGACCAGGCUGGUACGUAUGCGUGA
Messenger RNA from Cucumis melo (muskmelon), 357 nucleotides. RefSeq names its product serine/threonine-protein phosphatase 7 long form homolog. The coding region runs from base 1 to 357 and encodes 118 amino acids. NCBI's taxonomy places the organism in Eukaryota, Viridiplantae, Streptophyta, Magnoliopsida, Cucurbitales, Cucurbitaceae. The record is from RefSeq and is a predicted model, not a curated record. The transcript has a single exon.